This is a messenger RNA of Cuscuta campestris, 1722 nucleotides long. NCBI's taxonomy places the organism in Eukaryota, Viridiplantae, Streptophyta, Magnoliopsida, Solanales, Convolvulaceae. The record is from the annotation of a GenBank genome assembly.
CAAUUAAACAACUUUUAAAAACUUCUGGUGAGAUUCUGCAUCCUUAACCGGAAGAUAGCUCCUCAAAUCUAGCGAGUGUAAUGGCGGCAAUCAACGAAAUUGUGUCGCCGGAGCAAGAGGCACAACGGACAGACGACGGCUUCGUGUGGGAUGUAAAUACCCAGCUCUACUACCACUCUAACACUGGGUUCUACCAUGAUCCUCAAGCGGGAUGGUAUUACAGUAGUAGAGACGGCCUAUAUUACAAGUUUGAAAUGGGGAGAUAUACUUUGAUAGAGUGUGAUCAGGCUGAUGAGUCUCAAAGAAGUACUUCUGAUGCUACUGCUGCUAAUGUUGCCAUCCACGAUGAUCCACAUACAUGUGCCAAUAGUCACAAGGAAGAGGAGUUUGCAUCAUUGCAUGAAUUCGGUCCUAAAGAAGCAGGAACGAUUAGUAAUGAAAGUUCUGAAGAUCAUAAAGGUGGUAUUGAAAAUGAGCUGCUAGAAAAUCCACCACCUUCUGAGUGGCUUGAAGACACACUGAUUGAUCUGUACCUUUCAAAUUAUCCCAAUCAGUCAACACAUGCUAUAUCUGACUCAAUGGCACAUGUGGAAAAUAAUGGCUUAGAUGGCUUAAAUGUAUCGACAGCUGAAAAUGAUGAUAUUUAUGAACUUGAGGAUGGUGAAUGGAUCCCAGAUGACCAUCUAGUUUGUUCUUCAAAUGAAAAUGUGUUGGACUACUUAGAUGAAGGUCCUUCUUUAGAUGAAGAAAACUGGCAAGCUCAGUAUGGUCAAGUUAUUCGACCAGAAGAAGAUUCGUUUCUUUCCAAUGUACAUGUGAUCAAUUUGUGGGACUGGUCACUGGUAAAAGGGAGAAGGAAAAAGAAAGAGAAAAAACAUAAGGUGACCAUGCUUGUUGGGCGAUUAAUAAAACGCUCUGCCCAGCUGCAUCCAUCUAUGCCUUCCAGCAGUGGGCUUCUCAGAACUGCUCCUAUUUGUGAAGUUCAUCUUGAUCUGGUACGAGUCAAAUCAGGCACUAUAUAUAGACUGCAGAAUCCCAGCUCACAAUAUUUGGCUUCUUUAUCUACCUAUGAUUCCUCAAACCCAACAAAAGGCUGGCGCUUUCCUCAAUUGUUGUUGGAUAGGCUAGUAAAGGAAGAUACGGCAUCAAGUCUGGGAGAUGACUUCAAAGUUCCUAGGGUUAUUGUUGGCCAGAAGGAUAUCUGUUUGCCAUCUGAGCAGAUCAGUGCAUUUAAUAAGGGCAGAGGUCAUGUGUAUAGAGAUAGAGCUGCAGAGAGGCGAGCUUUACAUAAUGGGAUCGGGGUAGGUCCGGGACAAAAGAAGUCAUUUGAUUCUGAUCCACACCCUUCCACCACAUCAGCUUCUCCAGAGGAAGCAAUGGCUGAAUCCCUGAACAGGUCAUUUGGAACAGGAAGCUAUGCCAGAAAAAUUCUUGAAAACAUGGGCUGGAAAGAGGGAGACGCACUUGGCAGCCGCAAUGAUGGAUUAAUUGAACCAUUGCAAGCAAAUGGGAACAUAGGUAACGCCGGGUUAGGAUGGAAUCACAGCAGAGGAAGAUACACUUCUUGAAGUACCCCAUCUCUGAAAACAACAUUCCUUUUUGGUGUCCACGUUUUUGUUGUCUUUUGGAAAACUUGCCGAAUCUCAACUUCUAUAAACUGACUGAGCCUAGCUCAUCAAACACUUGCUUAUUUGAAUGUAAAAAUAAAAUUGGAAAAGAAUG